Molecule: messenger RNA, 1078 nt
Organism: Wasmannia auropunctata (little fire ant)
Lineage: Eukaryota; Metazoa; Arthropoda; Insecta; Hymenoptera; Formicidae
Gene: sni
Exons: 4
Coding region: 352-1020 (222 amino acids)
Source: RefSeq, a predicted model, not a curated record
AGAAAAAGUCUUAACAUGUUUUCAUCAGAAAGAGCAAAUAUAUUAAUUUGAAACCCCUGUAACAUAAAGCGGCGAAUUUUUCUGAAAGUUUCCCUUCAGGAUUAUGAACUUUAAUUAAAAUUAAUGUGAUAUUAAACUUGUGGCAAUAUAUCUGUUUCAUGAUUUUAUUAGAAAUAAAUUAUGAAUUUUAUUUAACCUUAUGAUGUCAGGUCGAAGCAGUGACAGAAUUUCUUUAAUUUUAAUUUUAAAUUAAAUUUUAAUUUAAAUUUCUGUAACUGUAUUACAAACAGUCUGACGAAGAUAUAAAAAAUGCUGUGUCACGUCAUUAUGUCGGAAAGCCCUCAAUGACAUAUGCUGUAUCCUCUGAUAAAUGUGCUUGUAUAUAAUACAAACCAGAUUUAUCAAAAAUUUACUGUGCAAAACAAAACUCAAACCUACUUUUCACAAACAUAUUUAACGGAUACGGAUAACUAUAAGAGAGUCGUAGACACGGUGAGCGAAAAGGUAAAUGGCGCCGGUCUCAACGUUCUCUUCAACAACGCUGGUAUUUCCAGCAAAUUCACGCGUCUCGGCCUCGUGAAGAAACAACAGAUCAUCGACGCUUUCCUCAUAAACACCGUGGCGCCGAUUAUGCUAACAAAAGCUUUCCUGCCGCUGCUGAAAACAGCUGCGAAAAAUUCCGAGGAUAAAACGGGACUGAGCGUGAGAAGAGCAGCGGUCAUCAAUAUGACAUCUGUUCUGGGCAGCAUUGCCGAAAAUAACGACGGCGGUUUUUAUCCUUACAGAUGCAGCAAGGCGGCGCUUAACGCAGCGACAAAAUCGAUGAGCGUCGAUCUGAAGGCAGAUGGAAUUUUGGUGACGUGUUUACACCCAGGAUGGGUGCGCACCGAUCUGGGUGGCAGCAACGCUCCGAUGGACGUCGACACCAGCGUCAGCCGUAUUCUGGACACUUUGAACUCAUUGACGGAAGAACAAACCGGUUGUUUCGUGCAGUACGACGGUAAAAUACUGCCCUGGUAAUCAAUCAGUGGUCAAGUAAAAUGUUUAAUCAAAUAAAUCUUUUAUACAUAAUGUUGAA